AUUUUUGAGUAUCUAAGGGGUGUCAUAGAAGCACACCUUUAGCCUGAGAGGAUGAGCGAACUUGACCAACUACGCCAGGAGGCGGAACAACUGAGAAACCAAAUCAGAGAUGCUAGAAAAGCGUGCGCUGAUGCUACAUUGGCCCAGAUCACCGCCAACAUUGAUCCAGUUGGUCGUAUCCAGAUGCGCACUAGAAGAACACUGAGAGGACACUUGGCUAAAAUUUAUGCAAUGCAUUGGGGGACUGAUUCCAGGCUUCUUGUCAGCGCAUCACAGGAUGGCAAGCUUAUCAUUUGGGACAGUUACACCACAAAUAAGGUCCAUGCCAUCCCCUUGCGCUCUUCCUGGGUAAUGACCUGUGCUUAUGCCCCAUCUGGAAACUAUGUGGCUUGUGGUGGUCUGGAUAACAUAUGUUCCAUUUACAACCUGAAAACACGUGAAGGCAAUGUGCGCGUAAGCCGUGAACUGGCUGGCCAUACAGGCUACUUGUCAUGUUGUCGUUUUGUGGACGAUAAUCAAAUUGUUACCAGCUCUGGAGAUACUACUUGUGCCCUUUGGGACAUAGAAACAGGCCAACAAACAACCACAUUUACUGGUCAUACCGGAGAUGUCAUGAGCCUGUCCCUUGCUCCGGAUUCCAAGUGUUUUGUUUCUGGUGCCUGUGAUGCCUCUGCAAAGCUGUGGGAUGUCCGAGAAGGAAUGUGCCGGCAAACCUUCACUGGCCACGAGUCAGACAUCAAUGCCAUCUGUUUCUUCCCAAAUGGCAAUGCGUUUGCCACUGGCUCUGAUGAUGCCACAUGCCGGCUGUUUGACCUUCGUGCUGACCAGGAGCUUAUGGUUUAUUCCCAUGACAACAUAAUCUGUGGCAUCACCUCUGUAGCUUUCUCCAAGAGCGGACGCCUUCUCCUAGCUGGCUAUGAUGACUUUAACUGUAAUGUAUGGGACACACUCAAAGCUGACAGAGCAGGUGUCCUAGCUGGCCAUGAUAAUCGUGUCAGUUGCUUAGGUGUAACUGAUGAUGGCAUGGCAGUGGCGACAGGAUCAUGGGAUAGCUUCCUCAAGAUCUGGAAUUAAAGUCUGUAGAAUAGCAGUGGACUCUCCGCCGACUGGAAGACUUUUCCAACAGUUGAAAGUUUAAAAUUAUGUAUCGAAUCCAACUAUUACUACUAACUCGGACACCCCCUGCCUCUCCCCGGUUCCUGCCCCGCCACCAAAGGGUGAGAUCUUUCACGUCUCCCGUUGCCGAAACGAAGAGCACAAUUCUCUCUAAAGCGAAGAAAUCUGUGUGAAUUAUUAUAUACAAAAAAAUAGCAAAAGAAGUCAAAAUUGUGCAUUCCUUUUUGGGACCACUUUUUCGUCUAGGAAACUAAAGAAAAACACACACUUGUGUAAGCAUGUCCAAACAAAAGAGAAAAAAACAACAUUGUGAAGCAGACAACUUCUAACUUUCACUGUAGUUUUAAAAUCGCAGACCGUUGACCUGGUUUUACCGAAUCUCUGAGUUGGGGGUGGGAGGGCCUUUGUUUUAAAUCUCACUUUCAAACUUCGAAGUCGUGUUUGUAGCAGGGUUGAUAUCUACUUUUCUCGUCCAUAUUUCCAUUUCCUUUCCUUUUUUUAAUACAGUUUGCUUUGACGGUCCGUUGUUGAGCCAAGACUAAGGGAGUCUCAGCCCAGUCGCGCCUGGGAUUGUUAAUGCUGUAAAUUUAGUCCCUUUUUUUUAAAACCGUUUCCGUCGAGUGUCACAAAUCGUUGCACAAAAUAUUGCAUAUAUAGGAUAACGUUAAGAAGUAAGAUAACCAAGCACACGCUGUACAUGGUAUAAUGUUUGUUUUAAGAGAAAAAAAAUCACCU
This is a messenger RNA of Sceloporus undulatus (fence lizard), 1851 nucleotides long. It is a transcript of the gene GNB1, whose product is annotated as G protein subunit beta 1. The record is from RefSeq and is a predicted model, not a curated record. Bases 52 to 1074 code for a protein of 340 amino acids. Gene Ontology annotation, molecular function: signaling receptor complex adaptor activity; protein binding. NCBI's taxonomy places the organism in Eukaryota, Metazoa, Chordata, Lepidosauria, Squamata, Phrynosomatidae. Gene Ontology annotation, cellular component: cytoplasm; heterotrimeric G-protein complex. Gene Ontology annotation, biological process: G protein-coupled receptor signaling pathway. The transcript has 10 exons.